AUGCCGACCUACGCGGCCAUGAAGAAGCCACUGAAGUGCGACAUUGUACUCAGUUUCACACCGAAUCCGCCGGGCCGGUGCAACUGCAGCUACGGCUCUCGAAAUAUGCACUAG
This is a messenger RNA of Phytophthora nicotianae INRA-310, 114 nucleotides long. RefSeq lists its product as hypothetical. NCBI's taxonomy places the organism in Eukaryota, Oomycota, Peronosporomycetes, Peronosporales, Peronosporaceae. Bases 1 to 114 code for a protein of 37 amino acids. The transcript has a single exon. The record is from RefSeq and is a predicted model, not a curated record.